Xenopus laevis (African clawed frog) is the source of this 5235-nucleotide messenger RNA. It is a transcript of the gene ube4b.L, whose product is annotated as ubiquitination factor E4B L homeolog. The coding region runs from base 149 to 4159 and encodes 1336 amino acids. Gene Ontology annotation, biological process: ubiquitin-dependent protein catabolic process; ERAD pathway; protein polyubiquitination. NCBI's taxonomy places the organism in Eukaryota, Metazoa, Chordata, Amphibia, Anura, Pipidae. Gene Ontology annotation, molecular function: ubiquitin-protein transferase activity; ubiquitin protein ligase activity; ubiquitin-ubiquitin ligase activity. The record is from RefSeq and is a predicted model, not a curated record. The transcript is spliced from 29 exons. Gene Ontology annotation, cellular component: cytoplasm; ubiquitin ligase complex; nucleus.
UCACGUGACCGUGACGUCACCGGGCCCAUUUUCAACUUGGAACUAGCAGCGACCGGCCUGGUUGCGUCAAAGGCCUUGUCUCUUAUUCUACGUCGUUUCGCCUGUUCUAAAUCCGGGCCGAGCUACUGCCACAAUUAAAAGAAAAACAAUGGAGGAGCUAAGCGCUGACGAGAUUAGACGAAGGCGCCUUGCUCGACUUGCUGGUGCGCCUUCUUCACAGCCCACAACUCCUCUUACUUCUCCACAAAGAGAGAAUCCUCCAGGACCACCAGCAGGAGCAUCAGUGGCAAGUGUGUCCCAUCAGCUUGGCCUAAAUGUACAGGGCAUAACCCCAGCUACCUCACCUACAGGAGCAACAGGGGUUGCCCAUCGAAGUCACAGCAGCGAAGGAGUCAGUUCAUUAAGCAGUUCGCCAUCAAAUAGCCUUGAAACUCAGUCACAAUCUCUCUCUCGGUCACAAAGCAUGGACAUUGACAGUGCAGCAGGUGAAAAAAGCAUGUCCCAGGUGGAUGUGGACUCAGGAAUUGAGAACAUGGAGGUUGAUGAAAAUGACCGUAGGGAGAAAAGAAGCCUUCCAGAUAAGGAGCCCUCUUUAGGAGUGGAGGUGUCUGAGGUGUCGGAGGAACAAACUUUGCAGCUGGUCUGUAAGAUCUUCAGAGUUUCCUGGAAGGAUAGAGAUAGAGAUGUAAUCUUCCUGCAUUCUCUUUCAUCUCAAUUCAGUCAGAAUCCAAAAAAAGUGUAUUCGAACUAUAAGGAUCUAAUUGGUCAGAUUUUAAUGGAAGUCUUGAUGAUGUCUACUCAUUAUAAAGAUGACAACCCUUUUGCCAGCCUAACUGCUACAUUGCAGCCAAUUACAGUUACACAGAUACCUAACAGGAGUUUGAUUUUAAACUCUGCAUCCAAACCUGACACUAGUUCUUUGUUCUGUAACUCUGGAUCAUUCAGUGCCAGCUCUCUAUCUAGUCUCUAUGGUAGUAGUCCAGCUUCCUCUUACAAUUUGGCUUCUGGUAUGCCUUUGUCUUGUUCACCCACCUUUCCACUUCCUAAUACUCCUCAAAAUUCUGUGGGCGAAUCUGUUCCUGGCAGCCCUCGCUUUGUGCAUUCAAGCCCAUCAGGACCACGUUAUCACCCGUACACGAUGAUACAUUCAAGACCUUUGCCCAUUCCUUCCAACAUAAGGUCUACCAGUACUUCUCCUAUAAUGUAUGUUUCUCCAAGCCCUCAAGGCCUUUCCAGCAGCCCUCGAGCAGUUCUGUUCAGCUCACCUAGACAGAGACCAAGUUCAGCUGCACAUUUAGUUGCAUUUUCUCCCAGAAUGUCCCCAAGUGAAAUCCAGAAUCCUCCUAGUACAUACAACAGCCAUUUGUCUCUUCUUUCCCUCACUUGUCCCGAUGAGACUGAGGGCAGCAGUGAUGAAGAAAAUGAUGAAGAAGAAUUUUCUUGUGUCCCGUUUGGUUCCAGUGCUACAAGCAGUACAGAAUCCUGUGCUGAUCACUUCACUAUUGAAACUUGCAAAGAAACAGAGAUGCUCAACUACCUCAUUGAAUGCUUUGAUAGAGUGGGAAUCGAAGAGAGGAAAGCACCAAAGAUGUGCACCCAGCCAGAUGUGAGUCAACUCCUGAGCAAUAUUCGAUUACAAUGUAUUUGCCAUGCUGCUCUGGUAUUACAGGGGGCCCUCACACAGCCAAGGUCGUUGCAGCAGCCAUCUUUGGUGGUACCAUAUAUGUUGUGCAGAAACCUGCCUUUUGGGUUUAUUCAAGAGCUAGUAAGGACUACAUACCAAGAUGAAGAAGUGUUUAAGCAUAUCUUUGUUCCCAUUCUUCAAGGCUUAUCUCAAGCAGCUAGAGAGUGUUCUCUGGACAGUGAUAACUUUAAAUACCCUUUAUUGGCAUUGGGUGAGCUUUGUGAAAUUAAGUUUGGGAAGACUCAUCCGGUCUGCUGUUUGAUAACCUCUUUGCCCUUAUGGUUGCCGAAACCACUGAGCCCUGCAAGUGGACGUGAACUUCAACGACUUUCUUUCCUUGGCUCAUAUUUUAGUCUCUCUGUCUUUGCUGAAGAUGAUAAUAAAGUAGUUGAAAAAUAUUUUUCUGGACCAACUAUAACUUUGGAAAAUACACGAGUAGUCAGCCAAUCUUUGCAACAUUACUUGGAGUCUGCAAGACAAGAAUUGUUCAAGAUUAUACAUAGUAUACUGCUAAAUGGAGAAACCAGAGAAGCUGCCCUUAACUAUAUGGCUGCUCUUGUUAAUGCCAACAUCAAAAAGGCACAGAUUCAGACAGAUGAUAGACUGGUUUCUACAGAUGGCUUCAUGCUUAAUUUCCUAUGGGUGCUGCAGCAGCUCAGCUCUAAGAUUAAGCUGGAGACCGUGGAUCCUAUGUAUAUUUUUCACUCUAAGUGCCGCAUUCUCUUACCCAGUGAUGAAACCCGCAUUAAAGCUUCAACCGAGGAGGUGACUAGCUGGAUGUCUGAUCUAAGUAAUGAUCCAUCUUUAUUUUCGGAACCCAAGUUUCCAACAGAGUGCUUUUUCCUGACUCUUCAUGCCCAUCACCUAGCCAUCCUACCCAGCUGCCGUCGGUACAUCCGUCGCUUACGGGCCAUCAGAGAACUUAACAGGACCGUGGAAGAGCUUAAGAAUAAUGAAAGUCAGUGGAAAGAUUCCCCAUUAGCAGCAAGACAUAGAGAAAUGUUAAAGCGCUGCAAAACUCAACUCAAGAAGCUGGUUCGCUGCAAAGCCUGUGCAGAUACUGGUUUGUUGGAUGAAAGUUUUCUCCGGAGAUGUUUAAAUUUUUAUGGAAUGGUGAUCCAGCUCCUACUACGUAUCAUGGAUCCUUCAUAUCCAAACAUAACACUGCCUCUAAAUAUGGAUAUACCCAAAAUGUUUGCAACGCUGCCUGAGUUUUAUGUAGAAGACGUUGCUGAAUUUUUGUUUUUCAUUGUGCAAUAUGCUCCUCAGGUUCUCUUUGAACCCUGCACGCAAGAUGUUGCAACAUUUUUGGUUGUGCUACUGUGCAAUCAGAACUAUAUACGAAAUCCUUACCUUGUGGCCAAGCUGGUAGAAGUCAUGUUUGUGACCAAUCCUGCCAUCCAGCACAGAACUCAAAAGUUCUUUGAAAUGAUAGAAAGUCAUCCUUUAUCAACUAAGCUAUUGGUCCCCUCACUUAUGAAAUUUUACACAGAUGUGGAGCACACAGGUUCCACGAGUGAGUUCUAUGAUAAGUUCACUAUUCGUUAUCACAUCAGCACUAUUUUUAAAAGCCUGUGGCAGAAUCUGGCUCAUCACAACACUUUUAUGGAGGAGUUUAACUCUGGCAAGCAGUUUGUACGUUACAUAAACAUGCUCAUAAAUGAUACCACGUUUCUCCUGGAUGAGAGUCUAGAAUCACUUAAACGCAUCCAUGAGAUGCAGGAGGAGAUGAGAAACAAGGAACAUUGGGAACAGUUGCCACGGGAUCAGCAGCAAGCACGGCAGUCGCAACUUGCUCAGGAUGAGCGUGUUUCUCGUUCAUAUCUUGCUCUAGCAACUGAGACUGUAGAUAUGUUUCACAUCCUUACUAAACAAGUACAGAAGCCUUUCUUGAGACCUGAGCUAGGGCCCAGGCUAGCAGCAAUGUUAAAUUUUAACCUCCAGCAAUUGUGUGGACCAAAAUGUCGAGACCUGAAAGUCGAAAACCCAGAGAAAUAUGGGUUUGAACCAAAGAAGCUUCUGGACCAGCUUACGGAUAUCUAUUUGCAUUUAGAUUGUGCCCGAUUUGCAAAAGCUAUUGCUGAUGACCAGAGAUCAUACAGCAAGGACCUUUUUGAAGAAGUUAUUUCAAAGAUGAAGAAAGCUGGAAUUAAGUCUACAAUUGCCAUAGAAAAAUUUAAGCUGCUUGCAGAGAAAGUGGAAGAGAUUGUUGCCAGAAAUGCUCGUGCAGAGAUAGAUUACAGUGAUGCUCCAGAUGAAUUCAGAGAUCCUCUCAUGGACACACUAAUGACAGAACCAGUGAGACUUCCAUCUGGGACCAUCAUGGAUAGAUCUAUCAUUUUAAGGCAUCUCUUGAAUUCUUCCACAGACCCAUUUAACAGACAGACACUUACAGAAAACAUGCUUGAACCAGUGCCAGAACUGAAGGAAAAAAUCCAAGCUUGGAUGCGUGACAAGCAAAACACAGAUAACUGAUUUCAUAUUUCUCUGAAAACUUUGUCAUGGCCUAAGGCUGCCCUCAAAGCAAGAGAUGGAAUUCUGUACAUAUAUUUAAAACAAUACCACAAAAUUGAAAAGGUCGCCUCAAUAAAUGGUUUUGGGGGUAUAGUUUCUUGAAAAGAGGGCCAGCAUUGCAGCACCUACAGCAGAUAGCUUCUGUAUUUUAGUGUGUGAAAUUGGUGAACAGAAAUGAUCAAGUUUGCUCUACAAACUUAUCAAAAGCCAACAAUCUCCAAGAUAUCCCCUGUUAAGUCUUUUGUUUUCCUGCUGCUAUUGUUUUCCUUUAUUGCCUUGGGAUAUCAGCAUCCCUCAUCUAAGAUAGGAUGCAGAAAAAUAUGUGAAAUGCAAUAAUGAAUGUUGAAUUAACGGUCACAAUAUCCUUCCAUGUAAUUCACCCAGCUGCAAGACAUCCAACCUAAUUCAGGGACUGAGGCUUCUGCUUUAUAAUGUGAUAGAUGAAUUUUAAAACAAUAUAGUCUAUGGUUUAACAAAAAAAGGCUUUUUUUUUUUUACCAAGGUUUUUCCCUCUGUAGAAAUAUAUUUACAUGCAAAUGUUCACCUAUUAUUCUUCCCUUAGAAGCUGGCAUUCAUUUCUAUCUUGAGAGCUCUCUUGAAGUUUGCAAAGGGAACAGAUCUGCCAGGUUACAAACACCUUCCCUGCUUUGCACCCCAAGCCCACAUGGAGGAGAUUUCAUUCCCCUGUGUCUGGAGCACCAAUUUGCAUCUAUUAUUCAGCCUUACCAAAGUGAAUGGUGCCAGGGGCUCUGGCAUGUGCAAAGUUUUCUCUGUCUUUGUGUGUGUGUUUUUUUUUUUUUUCUUCUUUUUUUAAAGGAAACAUUUUGUAUUAAAGCCCUUCAAGGCAUACUUGAAUUCCUGUACUAUCUUUAUUUGGAAAGGCAGGGAAAUUUUAAGGAUUUAGACUUUUAAAACAAAAAAAAUGAGAGAAACAUGUCUCCUCUUUUUGCCCCCUCUAAUCUCCAUUCCCUUGAGAAAUUAUCCUUUUCAAGUUCAGUUCCAGACUUAAAAUAUAAUAAAUGGUGAUGACAUUCAAA